GCAACUCUAUAUCAUUAGAUCAUCAUAACAUCAGUGCUGCAGUGCAGUGCUAUCACCGCUGACGCUGAGAGCUUCCAGCUUCUUCUUCUCCUUCGUCUUCUUCCCGGUCUCAAGUCCUGACGGCAUCUGAUCCUGUCGAUUGUAUUCUGCUGCGCUAUCAAGCUUUACAAUUGUUUCAUGGGACUUUUUCCGAUUAAUUUCAUCGGCCUUUUGAUCUUGGUAUGGGGAGUGCUAAUGUUGAAAAGCUCAGAUUUUGCAUUGACAGAGGUGGGACUUUCACUGACGUCUAUGCAGAAAUCCCUGGACACCGUGACGGACAAGUUCUGAAGCUCUUAUCCGUAGACCCUGCCAACUAUGAAGACGCCCCUGUGGAGGGGAUCAGGAGGAUCCUUGAGGAAUAUACCGGGGAGAAGAUCCCACGAACCUCAAAGAUUCCAACCGACAAGAUUGAAUGGAUAAGGAUGGGCACAACUGUGGCCACGAAUGCUCUUCUUGAGAGAAAGGGUGAGAGGAUUGCUUUGUGUGUGACCCAAGGCUUUAAGGAUCUGCUGCAGAUAGGCAAUCAGGCCCGGCCUAACAUAUUCGACCUCACAGUGACAAAGCCUUCAAACUUGUAUGAGGAGGUUAUUGAAGUUGAUGAGAGGGUCGAGCUCGUUUCACCUAAUGAAGCUGAUGAUAAGCGAAGCUCCUCUUCCACAGGGCCCAUUAGUGGGGUUUCUGGGGAGCUUGUCAGAGUUAUAAAGCCAAUUGAUGAAGAAUCCCUGACCCAGUCGCUGAAGGGUUUGCUCGAGAAAGGGAUAAGCUGUUUGGCUGUAGUUUUGAUGCAUUCCUACACUUAUCAGGAGCAUGAGAUCGCAGUGGAGAGAUUGGCUCGAAGAAUGGGAUUCCGCCAUGUGUCCCUGUCCUCAGCCCUAACCCCGAUGGUUCGGGCUGUUCCUCGGGGUUUAACCGCCACAGUGGAUGCGUAUUUAACACCAGUCAUCAAAGAGUACCUUUCUGGAUUUAUAUCUCGAUUUGAUGAAGGAGUGGAGAAAGUGAAUGUUCUGUUCAUGCAGUCGGAUGGUGGGCUUGCCCCAGAGAGCCGUUUCUCAGGUCACAAGGCCAUAUUAUCCGGCCCGGCAGGAGGUGUGGUGGGUUACACUCAAACCCUUUUUAGGCUCGAGACUGAGAAGCCACUCAUUGGGUUCGACAUGGGGGGCACGUCUACAGACGUGAGCCGUUAUGACGGGACCUACGAGCAGGUCCUAGAGACCCAAAUUGCUGGAGCAAUAAUUCAAGCCCCUCAGUUGGACAUUAACACUGUGGCUGCUGGUGGUGGGUCAAAGCUGAAGUUCCAGUUCGGGGCGUUCCGCGUGGGGCCCGAGUCGGUCGGUGCCCAUCCUGGGCCUGUGUGCUAUCGCAAGGGUGGGGAAUUGGCAGUUACUGAUGCAAACUUGAUCCUAGGCUAUGUCAUUCCCGACUAUUUUCCGUCCAUCUUCGGCCCGAAAGAGGACCAGCCAUUAGAUGUUGAGGCCACAAGGAGAGCAUUUGAGAAGCUCUCCGAGGAAAUUAAUUCUUAUCGAAAGAGCCAGGACCCUCACACAAAAGACAUGUCUGUGGAGGAGAUUGCUCUCGGCUUUGUGAAUGUGGCCAAUGAAACAAUGUGCCGCCCUAUAAGGCAGCUGACAGAAAUGAAGGGCCACGAGACAGGCAAUCACGCACUAGCUUGUUUUGGAGGUGCAGGUCCACAGCAUUCCUGUGCUAUUGCUCGGUUGUUGGGAAUGAGGGAAGUACUAAUUCACCGAUUUUGUGGCAUUUUAAGUGCAUAUGGAAUGGGAUUAGCAGAUGUUAUUGAAGAGGCCCAAGAGCCCUAUUCGUCUAUUUACAGCAAUGAAUCAAUCCUUGAAUCCUCUCGUAGAGAAGCUAUGUUAUCCGAGCAGGUGAAGAAAAAGUUACUCAAGCAAGGGUUCAAAGAAGAAAAUAUAACAACAGAGACAUACUUGAAUCUGAGGUAUGAAGGCACAGAUACUGCAAUCAUGGUAAAGCGACAAGAAUGUUCAGGGUUUGACUAUGCUGUGGAGUUUGUGAAGCUCUUUCAGCGAGAGUAUGGCUUUAAACUGCAGAACAGGAACGUGUUAAUAUGUGAUGUCAGAGUUCGUGGGAUAGGAGUUACAAACAUACUGAAGCCGCAAGUCCAGCACCCUGCUUUGACUACAACCCCUAAAGCCGAAGGCUGUUAUAAGAUAUACUUCGGGAAUGGAUGGCAUGAGGCACCUCUGUACAAACUCGAGAACAUGGGUCCUGGGCAUGCUGUGCUAGGUCCUGUUAUCAUCAUGAACGGGAACAGCACUGUGAUUGUGGAGCCCAUGUGUAGAGCAGUUAUAACGAACUACGGGAACUUAAAGAUUGAGAUUGAGCCUGAUGCUACUAGUAGCACUUCCAAUGUGGCAGAUAAUAGCAAAGUCGCCGAUGUGGUGCAGUUGUCGAUCUUCAAUCACCGUUUUAUGGGGAUUGCCGAGCAAAUGGGGCGGACCCUACAGAGAACUUCAAUAUCAACUAAUAUAAAAGAGCGGUUAGACUUCUCGUGUGCGCUUUUUGAUCCUGAGGGUGGGCUCGUGGCAAAUGCCCCGCAUGUCCCUGUCCACCUUGGCGCCAUGUCGAGCACUGUGAAGUGGCAACUCAAGUACUGGGUAGAAAAUCUGAUUGAAGGAGAUGUUCUGGUGACUAAUCAUCCCUGUAGUGGUGGGAGCCACCUCCCAGACAUCACUGUUAUUACUCCUGUUUUUGACAAUGGGAAGCUUGUGUUUUUUGUAGCAAGUCGGGGCCACCAUGCAGAGAUUGGGGGAAUUACCCCGGGGAGCAUGCCGCCCUUCUCGAAGUUCAUAUGGGAGGAAGGGGCAGCAAUCAAGGCAUUCAAACUAGUAGAGAAGGGGGUGUUCCAAGAAGAAGGAAUUGUGAAGCUACUUAAAUUUCCGUGCCCUGACGAGUCUUCAGGGAAUAAGAUUCCAGGAACACGAAGAUUACAAGAUAAUUUAUCCGAUCUUCACGCGCAAGUAGCAGCAAACCAGAGAGGGAUCUCAUUGAUCAAAGAGCUGAUUGGGCAGUACGGGUUGGAAACUGUCCAAGCAUACAUGAAACAUGUACAGAGCAACGCAGAACAAGCUGUGAGAGAGAUGCUCAAGUCUGUCGCAGGCAAAGUCACGUCAGAGGAAAAGAUGGUCACAAUUGAGGAAGAGGAUUACAUGGAUGACGGUUCAAGCAUAAAAUUGACACUCACGAUCGAUCCUAUCAAAGGGGAGGCAGUCUUUGAUUUUCAUGGGACUAGCCCAGAGGUCUAUGGGAACUGGAACGCCCCAGAGGCAGUUACUGCUGCAGCAGUGAUAUACUGCCUCCGCUGCCUAGUGGACGUCGAGAUUCCGCUCAAUCAAGGCUGCUUGGCCCCUGUGAGAAUUAUUAUCCCUGAGGGUUCAUUCCUCUCACCCAGUGAUAAAGCUGCAGUGGUGGGAGGCAAUGUGCUGACGUCGCAGCGAGUGACUGAUGUUGUCCUCAUGGCCUUUCGGGCCUGUGCUUGCUCUCAGGGUUGUAUGAAUAACUUAACCUUCGGGGAUGAAACUUUUGGGUACUACGAAACAAUCGGUGGUGGGAGUGGGGCCGGGCCCACCUGGAAUGGCACUAGUGGGGUCCAGUGCCACAUGACCAACACACGGAUGACUGACCCGGAGAUCUUCGAGCAGAGGUACCCUGUGCUUCUUCACAGGUUCGGGAUCAGGGAGAACAGUGGAGGAGUAGGGAUUCACAGUGGAGGAGAUGGGUUGGUUCGGGAAAUCGAGUUCAAGCGGCCUGUGGUGGUGAGUAUCCUUUCAGAGAGGCGAGUGCAUGCACCGAGAGGGCUGAAUGAAGGGAGUCCCGGUGCCUGUGGAGCGAACUUUCUGAUCACAAGGGAUGGCCGGGGAGUCUACCUUGGAGGUAAAAACACAGUUAGUGUUCAGCCGGGGGAAAUCCUUCAGAUCUUGACUCCGGGAGGUGGCGGCUGGGGCUGCCCUCAUCCCUAGCUCUGUUCUUGUAUGUAUUGAACUCCAACGCAGUAUAUGAUCUUCAUGUCGAAAUUUUCGGACUUCUUGCUCUCAAAUUACAUUUGUUUGAUCGAAUAAAAUCUUAAGUCAUUUUUUAGUAUUCUAA
Punica granatum (pomegranate) is the source of this 4158-nucleotide messenger RNA. NCBI's taxonomy places the organism in Eukaryota, Viridiplantae, Streptophyta, Magnoliopsida, Myrtales, Lythraceae. The record is from RefSeq and is a predicted model, not a curated record.